UUCAAAAGGCGGCUCUGCAGUUUCUGCUCUGCUCUGCUCUGCUUCGCUGCUGUUUCCUUCUUCUCCUCCUCCUUAUUUAUUUCUUUCUCUGCACCUAACUUCAGUUGUCAACUGUUGUGAAGUCUUUGAGAUUCAUUGUUUUCGGUUCUUUCUUCCGAAUCCAAGAAAUGGAGAUGGAGGUGAUGAUACCGUCGCCGGCGGGGGAUUUCAACUUCGACAGCGCGUGCACUUCUCCGUACAUCAGCGCGCCGUCCAGUCCCCAGAGCUUCGGCAACUUCUUCUUCAGUGCCCCCACCAGCCCCACCCGCUCCUCCUUCUUCUUCCGCGACUCCGCCGCGGCGUCCGGCGGCGAUCUCCCUUCCACGAUCCCCUUCAAAUGGGAAGAGAAGCCCGGAAUUCCGAAAACCAAGAGAGAUGAUAAUGAAGAGAAUGACAACGAUUUCGAGUUCGAGUUCAGCGGGCCGUUGGAGCGAGCCUCGGUCUCCGCCGCCGACGAGCUCUUCUACGGCGGCAAGAUCAAGCCCCUGAAGCCGCCGCCUCGGCUGCAGUUCCCCGAUCACGACUUCGCCCAGUCUCCCAAAUCGCCCAUCAACAAGAAAGCUCUCACUCUCAGAGAAUCCCUCUCGCCAAGACACAAGAAGAAGGAUUUCGACCCCUUCCAAGCCGCGAUGGAGCGGGCUUGCCAAGAAAACGCAAGCCAGGAGCGAGGAAGAGAAAGAACCUACAGCACGUCGAGCCAUAGGAAGAAAGGCACCAGAUCUGUGUCUCCAUUCAAGGUUUUCGAUGCCUUUUUUGAAAGCGAAAGCAAUGAUCAAAACAGUUCCGGUUCUUCGAAAACAAAGUCGUCGUCGUCGUCGUCGUUCUACAAGAAGUGGCGGCUGAAGGAUCUCUUGCUGUUCCGGAGCGCGUCGGAGGGGCGUCCGACCAGCAAGGAAUCGCUGAAGAAGUACUCGCAGCUGAAGAGGAGCGUGGAGGAGCAAGAGGAGGUGAAGAACUCGAGCUUCCGGUCGACGGACAGCAGCGGCGGCGGGUCGGUGUCUCGGCGGAGAGGAGCGGCGGUGUCGGCCCACGAGCGGCACUACACGGCGAAGAGGGCGGUGGCGGAAGAGAUGAGGAGGAAGACGGUGUUGCCGUACAGGCAUGGAUUUUUGGGUUGCUUGGGGUUCAAUCCGGCGGUUCACGAGAUCUCCAGGGGUCUUGGUCAUCUGACACGUGGAUGAUCCAGAUUUCUCAGUCUUCUGCCGUGACCUCUGUGUAGCUUUUCCUCCUCCUUCCUUUUUCUCGAAGGAUUUAGAUUUAUUUACACACACAAACAGAUAUAUAUAUAUUAUGUAUUAUAUUAUAUAUAUUAGUGUCUAUUUUUGCGCUUAUUUCUUGGAUGUACUUUGCGUGCCCAAAUUGGAUUUUAACAGUUAUAUAUAUAUAUAUAUAGCGUCAUAUUCUGGUC
Messenger RNA from Diospyros lotus (date-plum), 1447 nucleotides. RefSeq names its product probable membrane-associated kinase regulator 4. The transcript has a single exon. The record is from RefSeq and is a predicted model, not a curated record. Bases 168 to 1220 code for a protein of 350 amino acids. NCBI's taxonomy places the organism in Eukaryota, Viridiplantae, Streptophyta, Magnoliopsida, Ericales, Ebenaceae.